This is a messenger RNA of Alosa sapidissima (American shad), 3326 nucleotides long. RefSeq names its product inter-alpha-trypsin inhibitor heavy chain H3-like. Bases 67 to 2742 code for a protein of 891 amino acids. The record is from RefSeq and is a predicted model, not a curated record. The transcript has 21 exons. Lineage: Eukaryota; Metazoa; Chordata; Actinopteri; Clupeiformes; Clupeidae.
UAUCCAAUAGCAUCCUCCUACCUCAUAUGAAAUGCCUGUGUGCGAGACCUGGUCUGCAUUGCCAUAAUGGAUCUAGCAGCAGCUGUGUUUAUAUUCAGCCUUCUGUUUACUGCCUCAGACUCUGCCCUCUCUUUGAAGUCAAGAAACUGGGAUAUCUACAGCUUUCACAUCAACUCCACGGUAACCAGUCGCUAUGCUAUCACAGUUAUCACAAGUCAUGUGACGAACACUCGUGACGACUCCAAUGAGAUUGACUUCCAUGUGAAGAUCCCCAAAACCGCCUUCAUCAGCAAAUUUAGAAUGACUAUUGAUGGGCAAACAUACGAUGGGGUUGUUAAACAGAAAGAGGAGGCCCAGCAGCAGUACAGUCAGGCUGUCUCACGAGGCCAAAGUGCCGGACUUGUCAGUUCGGUGGGCAGGACUUUGGAGGAUUUCAAAACAUCUGUGACUAUCGCCGCUCAUAGCAAGGUGACAUUUGAACUCACCUAUGAAGAAGUACUCCAUCGUCGUCUUGGCAAAUAUGAGUUGCUGAUCAAUGCCCAACCUGGUCAAAUUGUCAAAGAUUUUAAGAUUGAUGUAAACAUUUAUGAGAAGCCUGGAAUAAACUUUUUGGAAGUUAAGGGCUCCUUGGGUGAGAAAGACUUGGCCAAUGCCAUCACAACCACACGUGCUGACAAACAGGCAUGGGUAAGUUUCUACCCCACUCAUGGACAGCAAAUGGAUUGUGAUGGUUGUGGAGAGACAGGACUUAAGGGAGAUCUGAAAAUCCUUUAUGAUGUUGACAGACCACGGUCCCAAGGUGAUGUAACGGAACAUGAUGGCUACUUUGUUCAUUUCUUUGCACCAGCUGACCUUGCGCGUAUCCCCAAAAAUGUGGUCUUCAUUAUUGAUCAGAGUGGCUCUAUGCAUGGAAAGAAAAUUGCUCAGACUCGAGGGGCUUUACUGAAGAUUCUGGAUGACUUAGCUGAAGAUGACUAUUUUGGUCUCAUCCUAUUCAAUAGCGAUGUAUCUCCAUGGAAACGCGAACUCCUCCAAGCCACCCAAACUAAUCUGGAGAUGGCAAAACAGUUUGUCAAAGGGAUUACAGAUCAUGGUGCAACAGACAUCAACGCUGCUGUGCUGAAAGGAGUAGAGAUGAUUCAGCAACACCCCAGGAAUGGCUCAGCCUCCAUUCUCAUACUGCUAACAGAUGGAGAUCCCACAUCAGGAGAAACUAAUCAAGGGAAAAUCCAGUCUAAUGUGAGAAAGGCCAUUGGGAAGAAGUUUCCUCUGUACUGCCUUGGAUUUGGGUUUGAUGUGAACUUUGAGUUCCUGCAGAAGAUGGCCCAGGAGAACAGUGGUCUGGCACGCAGGAUCUACGAGGACUCAGACGCAGCUCAACAGCUCAAGGGAUUUUAUGAAGAAGUGGCAACUCCUCUCUUAACAAGUGUGCAGAUAAACUACACGGGUGCUACAAACCUGACCCAAACCACCUUCAGCUAUUACUACAAUGGCUCGGAGAUUGUAGUUGCUGGAAAGAUCCUUGACAACAACAUAGAUGACUUCAAUACAGAUGUUAUAGCAAUAUCAAAACAUGACAUGGUGAAAUACAGUGAUAUCAAGGCCACUAAAGCGGACAAACUGCCUGCAGUGAUGAGUGGGUUUGAAAACUUCCUCCAGAGACUAUGGGCCUGCCUCACCGUGAAACAGCUUCUGGAGAAGGAGUUGAUACUGACCGGCGAGGAGAAGGAGGCAGUGAAGAAGGAGGCCCUUGAUCUCUCUCUCAAGUACAGUUUUGUGACCCCACUCACCUCUAUGGUGGUCACCAAACCCGAGGGCGAGGACUCUCAGGUGGCCAACAAACCCAAAGAGGGAGAGAAGCCUGCUGUCCAUUCUACCAGGAUGUUUUCCCAACCCUCAAGGGCAACCGUCCGCGACAAAAGUAGUUCUGGCAGUUUCCAAAGUCAUUUGAACGGCUAUUCUCUUGGCGGAGGACCACUAAAGAGGCCAAAAUUUUUAUUAAGACAAAAGUCACCGGCAACAAGGAGGGAUCAAGUGGAGCGUAAGCAAGGAUCUUUGCCGGCAAUAGCAGUCCCAAAGGGAGCUGGUUUAUCUCCACCACCAACUGUAAUAUCAGUACGGAAGCCUGUGAGGUUCUUGAUGGCUGCCGAGGGCCAGUCUCUGCCGCUCUGCUUUGACAUCCCAGCAGGCCAUUCUGUCAAACUGCUGCAGGACUCUGCAUCUGGAUUCUCCAUGAACGGACAGCUCAUGUCAGAAGGAGGCAAUGGUUUCCAGAAGAUCAUUAUUCGUGUUAAUGCUGACAAGCACAUUGAGUUUGACACCAAUAAGAUCACCAUCAAAGAUGGACAGUACAUGCAAUCGUUCAUGUGGACAGACAGUAACACAGACCACACUACAGAUAGCAUGAUGGUGAUCAUACGGGACAGUGAAGCAGAUAUCACCAUGACAAAUAUCCGUGUUGUCAUUCUGCUUCAUCGGCAAGAUGGAAAACACUUCCUUUGGCCGGCAAUUCGAAAACGUCCAUCAGAAAAUGAAAUCCCUGGCAUCAUGGGUAAACUACUAAUUGCAUACGAGGAAGUCAACCCCACAAAGCUGAGAAUGCAGGGUGUUGAGGUGAAUGCUUCCAGUGAUUCAGCUGGGGACUACAGUAUCAAGGCUGUGCCCAGAGUGAAAUGCCAACUUGUCGAUCUGAAAUCUGCUCUGCAGAGGGAGCUGUCUGACUUCACAGUCCCUCAACUGUAAAUGAAAAACAAAAAUUAAUUUAAACACUAUAGUCAUGUACACACAAAGUACACAGUGACAACAAUUAACAUACACAUAGAUUCAGAAUUGCAAAUAUUGCAGAAAGGGGGAUCAUGAAUCUUCAUAAGAUGUCAUGUUGUUUUUCAAAGAUGCAGUAAGCUUUUCUAGAUUUGAGUGAUUGGUUAAAAGAUUGAGCCAUUGAUUUAUAGAGAUUUUAACUCUGUUUUUCCAGUUUAAUAAAAUUGUAUUUAGUCAUAGCAUUUUAAUGAAACAAUAAAUCAGUUCUGCAUAUUCAUGCAGGAAUGCUGUUUUAUCCUACAACAAGGUUAACUCAUUUGAAAUUAAGCUGUAAUUGUGAACAAGACUGUUCAUAAACUCAAACCUGAAAAGUCAUUUUGUAAUAUGCCAUUCAACUUCAUAUACUGUACAUGCUAAAUUUAAAACAUUCCCACAAUUGUUGAAGUCAGUAUGAUGAUAUGCUUUAAUUGAGGAGUGCAGCUCAGUUCAUAUUUGAAGACCUCUUAUAAGAGAUGACAGUUGAUUAAAAUGGACAGAUUGCAGGCUACAACUUUCAUUUUAUUAAA